Actinia tenebrosa (Australian red waratah sea anemone) is the source of this 1701-nucleotide messenger RNA. RefSeq lists its product as uncharacterized. The record is from RefSeq and is a predicted model, not a curated record. Lineage: Eukaryota; Metazoa; Cnidaria; Anthozoa; Actiniaria; Actiniidae.
CAAAGAUUAUCGAAAGGUCGAACACCAAUCGUUUAAUUAUUUUACUUCUUUGAAAUCUAGAUCGUUCUAUCGAAAAAAAAAAACUGAAAUUACACAUUUACGUCCAGAGUGAGGAAUAGGUGUUAAAAGAAAUUCUCUCACUUCUGUCAGAUCAAGGAAUUGAAAUAUUCCAGGUGCUUGUAAGUACACCCGAGAGGGAUCUUAUUUGGACACUCGUCUUCUGAAAUACGUUGGUAAAAGAUCGUUUUGAUGAAAAAAACAUUUGGAAUAUUUUUAUCGCUCGCAACAGUCGGAUACAUAGCUUGGUUCUCCUCAUGUCCACGACGAGAUGUAUCUCCACAGAUCGACACGUCAGUAUCGGGUGACAUCUACGACUUUCGGUAUCAGUGGUGCCGCUUACAUAGAUGGAGAGUAGACUGGGAAUCGAUGGUCAGUCCUUGUUGGAAAGAAAUGAGCUGGGAUAAACGGGAUGUGACGUCACGGAAGAGAACAAGCCCUUACAGAAGCUACAUCAGUAAAUGGGAGCUUUCGCCAGCCGGCCAUUUUAGUCGCCUAUGGAUCCAAUCCGUUGAUCUGGAUGGUCAUCCCAAGAAAAUAGGAGGCGAUUCCUGGCGAGUGUACAUCAGACAAGGCCCAGCGUCACUAGCACCAGUAGUUAUCGAUCACGAAAAUGGAUUGUACGAGGUUUUGGUUCUCAUCGUCGAACCUGGUGAAUAUCACGCUGGUAUUUACCUGGAUUAUACGUUAUGUAACGGGUAUCGAGACCCUCCCAAGAAAUUCUUUAGAAAUGGGACAAACCAGGGGCUGUACAUUAACGUCGAUGAAACCUUUCUGGGGGACAUCAGAGCAGACUUUAUAAACAAACCGCUAUCAGGACGAACUGCUUUCAAAAUGAGGAUCAGACCCAGUUUGCAAGGAUAUUUCAGCUAUUGCCGUGACGUUGCUUCGUGCAGCAGACUAACUGCAUCAUGUAGACUGACCUGUUCUCACAUGUGGGAUGGCCAUGGCAGAUGGGUCAACAUGUCCUGGAAGUCCUAUUCACAAGCAAGUCUUUCUCGUCGUCAUCGUUUUCAGCCACAAACCCUUUUAAUCUUUGGCGACUCCAAUGGAAGACGAUUCUUUAAUCUGGCCGAACGUAGUGAGCUUUGUAAAGGAGUAUUCAAGCGUUGUGACCUGGUGCAAAAUUGGUUGUAUGAGUAUGAAAUAGAUCGUAGUAAGAUAAAAGACACUGACGAAUUCAACGUGUCGUAUGUUAUGGACCUGUUCCGUAGGAAGCUCCGCCCACCAGAUGUCAAUCACCCCAACAGUGUAUUCAUAUUUAAUCUUGGUAUUCACUACUCACUGGGGCUAAACUUUAGCCAAUAUCAAGACCUUCUUAAUCGCGUUAUCAAGUUAUUGAAGGAGCCUGCAUAUCGAAUGGAUAUUGUAUGGAGAGGGACAACCAUGAUCGAACGAGAAAAACUGAACUGGAAGAAAAAAUAUGAACAUCCAUUAAAUCACACCCUCUUUAGAUUUCAUAACAACCAGAGAAUCCAAUUGUUCCAUGCCUAUGCAACGCAAGUAAUGUGCCAAGCCAACUUUAAAGUGAUCGACAUGUAUCCUUUAUCUUCUGCGUAUCCUAGAGGAACGUCUGAUAACGUCCAUUAUGACUUGGAGGCGUUUUUACCCGCCAUUAGAUUAUUAGAACAAUAUUAUAAAUAA